Conger conger (European conger) is the source of this 1494-nucleotide messenger RNA. RefSeq names its product DNA topoisomerase 1-like. NCBI's taxonomy places the organism in Eukaryota, Metazoa, Chordata, Actinopteri, Anguilliformes, Congridae. The coding region runs from base 1 to 1494 and encodes 497 amino acids. The record is from RefSeq and is a predicted model, not a curated record. The transcript is spliced from 7 exons. Gene Ontology annotation, biological process: DNA replication; chromosome segregation; DNA topological change. Gene Ontology annotation, cellular component: nucleolus; chromosome. Gene Ontology annotation, molecular function: DNA topoisomerase type I (single strand cut, ATP-independent) activity; DNA binding.
AUGAAGAGAAAGACCAAUGAGGAUGAGGACGAACCCAAGAAGAAAACAAAGAACACUGUAGAGCAGAAGGAGCUUGGGCCAACGAAGAACCCUGCAGAGGAGAAGGGAAUUAAUCAAAAGGAUCUGAAGAAGCAUUUAAUGAAAAUUAAAAAGCAAAAAGAAGAAAGCCGAAAACAACUUAAGGAGGCAGAAUAUCAGAAAGAGAUGGCCAAGAAACAGAAGAAAGCGGCGGAGCUUCUUCUGAAGGAUCUUAGCAAGAAAGAGCCGAAAGAGGCAGAGUUUCUGAAGGUCUGGCCAAAAAAUGAGAAGAUAAAGGACUCUGAGGAUGAGGAGGAGCUGAGGAAGACUUCAAAGGACGCUGUAGAACAGAAAGGACUUGGACUAAAGACGCAUUUGAUGAGAAUUAAGAAGGAAAAAGAAGCAAUGCGAAAAGAGCUAAAGGAAGAGGAACUUCAAAAGGAGAUGGAGAAGAAACUGAAGGAGCUUCUGAAGGAGACUACUCAGAAAUGGCAAAAACAGGCAGAGCUUCUAACACAAGUGAUUCGGGAGAAGGAUGAGGCGGAGCUUCAGAAGGUACUUAAAGAGGCACAAAAUGAGGCGAGGCUAAAGAAGGAGGUCAUUAAAAAGGCUGAAAAAGUGGCAGGGCUUAGGGAGAUGAUUAAUCAGGAAAAAGUGACUGAGGUAGAGCUGAGGAAGACUUCAAAGGAUGCUGUAGAACAGAAAGGACUUGGACUAAACACACAUUUGAUGAGAAUUAAGAAGGAAAAAGAAGCAAUGCGAAAAGAGAUGAUUAAGGGUGAGAAGGACUGGGAGAAGCAUGAGCUGGCCCAGAAACUGAACUCCUACAUGGACCAGAUCCAGUCCCAGUACUACCAGGACAUGGAUUCGGCAGAGAUGGCGAUUCGGCAGAGAGCCAUCGCUCUCUACUUCAUUGACAAACUUGCCCUGAGUGUGGGGAGCGAAAAGGAGGUGAGCUGCUCCUCUCUCCGUGUGAAGAACGUCACUCUGCACAAAGACCACGACAAGAACGAGUACAUGGUGGAGUUUGACUUCCUGAGCAAAGACCUCAUCCGCUCCUACAAGGAAGUGCCCGUCACGAAGAGGGUCUAUAAAAACCUAAAGAAUAUCAUAGAGAACAAGGGGGCAGGAGACAAAUUGUUCGACCUACUAACCACAUCCACUCUAAAUGAGUACAUCAGCUCUCUGAUGCCUGGUCUGACCAGCGAAGUGUUUCGAACCUACAACGCCUCUGUAGCCCUGCAGAAGAGCCAGAGAGAACUGUCCUGCUUGUCAAAUGGCCAGGCUGACAAGAUGCUUGCCUACAACGGGGCAAACCAUGCAGCUGACACAAAGGCAGACACAAAGGACUUUGAGCAGUCCAUAGCUGGACUGAAUGCCAAGAUUGACAGGUUGACACAGGAGCUCUCCCAGGUCAAGACUGAGCUGGCAGUGUGGGAUGCCAAGUACUGCUUCGACAGAAAGUGGUAUGUGUGA